AUGCGUCGCGGAGGUCGGUUGGGAGCCAUUGUGGGACAUGAGUCCUUCAAAACCGAGAAUGGAGCGUUUUCGUUGCUUGCAAGGGAUGCCCUGCUGCCGAACCCGUUCAAACCUGAUUUCGACGCCUUUUUGAGCACACCAAAGGUGCGCAUUCUGUCGAUCAAAAAGGAGCUCUUCCAGAGAGCCCGCGAAUUGGACAAAGAUCCAGCAAUGUUGGAACAGGCGAAGAAGACUCAGGUGCUGGCAGUGAGCGUCACCAGGAAGCAGCGUUGGACAUACGGUGGACGAGAUGGUCCUGAGGACUCUGGCUCGCCCCGCGAACUGAUGUCUCCUACCUUGUCCUCCAAAUCCAAACGGCCAUCACAGAGGAGCAUCUGGGGCGACCGCAGCUCUCUGUGA
Messenger RNA from Cladocopium goreaui, 399 nucleotides. NCBI's taxonomy places the organism in Eukaryota, Dinophyceae, Suessiales, Symbiodiniaceae. The record is from the annotation of a GenBank genome assembly.